This is a messenger RNA of Pygocentrus nattereri (red-bellied piranha), 9217 nucleotides long. RefSeq names its product collagen, type VI, alpha 4a (gene col6a4a). Gene Ontology annotation, molecular function: serine-type endopeptidase inhibitor activity. The transcript has 41 exons. The coding region runs from base 150 to 8471 and encodes 2773 amino acids. The record is from RefSeq and is a predicted model, not a curated record. Lineage: Eukaryota; Metazoa; Chordata; Actinopteri; Characiformes; Serrasalmidae.
CCCGGUGUGAGUCGAAGCUUUUGAGCCAGUCUAAGUGCGCGAAGUUUGUCGGAAUACGGGUGGGAAUAAUAAGGCUGAGGGCAGAGGCGCUUGCUGAGUGAGAUUCCAGCCCUGCGCACCAGCCUUAUGCCUUACUGAACACCACAGCCAUGGGGUUUAUAAAAGGACUGCUGUCUGUGUUCAUUUUAGCAUCAUGUUUCCUUUCCAGUGGUGCACAGAAAACAGUUUGUACAGAGGAAGCCUUGGCUGAUAUCGUCUUCCUGGUGGAUGGCUCAUGGAGCAUCGGUACAGAGAACUUCCAGAGGAUCCGUGAGUUCCUCUUCACCUUGGUGGACAGUUUCGAUGUGGGACCUGACAAGGUGCGCAUUGGCCUAGUACAGUACAGCAACUCACCCCGCACAGAAUUCAGCCUUAACAGCUACGAAUCCAAGCAGGAGAUUCACGACUACAUUGCAAAUCUCCCAUACAUGGGUGGUGGCACUAAGACUGGUUUAGGGUUAAACUUCCUGCUAAAAGAUCACUUUAGGGAAGAGGCAGGAAGCCGUGCUAAAAUGGGGGUAACUCAGAUUGCUGUGGUCAUCACAGAUGGGCAAUCACAGGACAAUGUGGAAGUACAUGCCCAGGAGUUGAAACGGCAGGGAAUCAUACUUUAUGCCAUUGGAAUUAAAGAUGCUGACAUGGACCAGCUGAAGGAGAUCGCUACCAAGCCUCAUGAUAAGCACAUCUACAGUGUGUCUGAUUUCACAGCCCUGCAGGGGAUCUCCGAGGGCUUUAUCCAUGUACUCUGCACCACAGUGGAGGAAGCCAAACGACAGGUAUCUCAUGUGCCACAAGGAUGCAAGGCUAACUUGGCUGACAUUGUGUUCCUUGUGGAUGGCUCUAGUAGCAUUGGUGAUGAGGAUUUCCUGAAGGUGAAGCAGUUUAUCCACACAUUCAUAGAGGGUCUUGAUGUUAGGUCUGAUAAGAUCAGAGUGGGAUUGGUGCAGUUUAGCAAUGACCCUCACCAAGAGAUCCUCCUGGGCAAGUACACAGAUAAGAAUGAGCUGCUGGAGAAGGUGAAUGAACUCAUAUACCGAAAGGGAGGAACUGAAACGGGAAAAGCCCUCAGCUUUCUCCAAAAUCAUUACUUCACACAAGCAGGUGGUAGUCGGAUCGGUCAGAACGUGCCUCAGAUUGCUGUGGUGAUCACGGAUGGAGAUUCAAGUGAUGACAUGAAGAAACCAGCCACAGAACUACGGAAUAAAGGGGUUUUAAUCUUCACUAUUGGAGUUGGUGAAGUAAACAUUACUGAGCUGCAGUCCAUUGCCAAUAAACCACAUUGGCGGUUUUUGAUUAACUUCAGCAACUACCAGGAGCUGGUCAAAGCAACUGCUAGCACGAUGGACAGAGUGUGUGUCUCAGUGGAGGACAAGCAGGAAGCUGCAGUUCCAAAGUUUGCAGAUGUUUUUGUUUUGGUGGACAGUUCGAUUCAGCAGACUGAUGAGCUAAGAAAGUUUCUCAUGGUACUAAUCAAUCAACUUAACGUGAGCACUAAAUCCAACCGGAUGGCUUUGGCUCAGUUCAGUGAAGACGUAUCAGUGGAGUUUCUUUUCAAUGCUUACAAAAACAAAAAUGAGGUGGUUGCACUUAUUCGCAAGUUGAAGCUCCAGACUACUGGACAGCGCAACCUCGGGAAAGCAAUGGAUUUUGUACGUACUCGCCUCCUUAACGCUGAUUCAGGCAGCCGAAUUGGCCAGGGCUUCAAGCAGUACUUGCUGGUGGUGAGCAAAGGACAAUCUGAUGACACACAAUCUGAUGUAAUUAGGGCAGCUCGUGACAUGAAGUCUGAAGGGGUGACCAUUGUCAAUAUUGAUUUAAGCAAAAAGGGGGAGCUCGUUUUUGCAUUAGCUCCAGGUCCUGCUUCACGUGGUGAUGGAGGACUUCCUCCUGUGAAAAAGACCAUGAUUGCUUCUCCACGAAAAACCUUCUUCACUGCUGAGAAAAAUGUUACUCAAAUAACACAAGAUAUAAAAUCUGUCAUUGCAACCAGUGAGGGCUGCGAGUCAGCUCAGCUGGCAGAUAUUGUGUUUAUCGUGGAUGUGUCUAACGCUGUUCAAAACUUCAAGCUGGUGCGCAACUUCCUCUACCAAAUGAUUAAUGGCUUGGAGAUAAGUGCUGACAGUGUGAGGGUGGGAAUGGUUCUGUACAGUGACACACCCAGGGCCGAGUUCCACCUGAACGAGUUUGAUAACAAGCAUGAAAUCCUAGACUACAUAAACAUUUUGCGGUACAGUGGUGGUAGGACCAACACUGGCAUGGCCCUGAAGCUUUCAAGAGAGGAAGUCUUCAGCGAGGAUUUUGGCAGCCGACGUGCCCAAGGGGUGCCGCAGAUUGCUGUUGUCAUCACAGAGGGCAAGUCCCACGAUGACGUCACAAUAGAAGCUUCCGAGUUAAAGCGUUCUGGGGUCAGCGUGUACGCUCUGGGACGGGAAAAUUAUAAUAUUGACCAGCUGAAAGAGAUCGCAUCUUACCCUUCUUGGCAGUUUGUGUUCAGUGUGAAAAAUUUUGAUAAGCUUUACACAGAGGAAACACCCCUGAGAAAGACUCUAUGUAACAGAGUUGCUUUUUCAACUUUUGACAGUACAAAUUACUACAACUUAAAGCAAGGGUGCAGACAAAUAGAAGAAGCAGAUAUCUAUUUUCUCAUUGACGAUUCCGGGAGUAUUACACAUUCAAACUUUGAUGACAUGAGAAAAUUUAUACGGGAGUUUCUGCAGUUGUUCAAAAUUGGGCCAAAGCAAGUUCGUAUAGGUCUAGCGAAGUAUGCAGAUUCACCAACACUAGAGUUUGAUCUGACAACAUAUAACAACAGAGAAUCCAUUGUAAGAGCUGUAAAUGAGAUUCUGCAUAAAGGUGGAGGCACAAACACCGGUGCAGCUCUGAAAUAUAUGGAGAGACCAUUUGAGGAGGCCAGAAAAACACGUAAAAAUGUUCCUCAGAUUCUUAUUGUCAUCACUGAUGGUAAAUCUAGUGAUGAGGUGAAGGUUCGAGCAACAGAUUUGAGGAAGCAAGGGGUGUCCAUCUAUGCUAUUGGAGUGAAAGACGCAAAUGAGAAAGAGCUCCUGGAAAUCGCAGAUGACGAGAAAAAGGUGUUCUUUGUCACCAACUAUGAUGCACUGUCACCUCUCAAGAAGGACAUUCUAACUUAUAUGUGCUCAAAUGAGGCCUGCAAGAACAUGUUUGCAGAUAUCAUCUUUUUGGUUGAUGGCUCAUUGAGCAUUGGCAACGAUGAAUUCUCAAAGAUGACUGAGUUCGUAGGUACCCUAGUCUCCAAGCUUAAAAUUGGGAAGGAUAGCGCACAGGUCGGGCUGGUGCAGUUCAGCACAGUGUCAAAGGCUGAAGUUGCACUGAACCAAUAUUAUGAUAUGAGUGAGAUGACGGAGGCUAUUAAUGGCAUACAGAAAAUGAAUGAAAAUACUCUGAUAGGAAAUGCACUCGAUUACGUCUCAGUGUACUUCGAUCCACCCGAAGGAGGCCGUCCCACUGCCCCAAAGUUUCUUAUUGUGAUCACGGAUGGUGAAUCCCAGGAUGAAGUUUCUGCUCCUGCCAAAGCCCUUAGGGACAAAGGUGUUACCAUUUACUCGAUAGGUGUGCGAGAGGCUAACCUAUUACAGCUGAGGAAUAUUAGUGGAUCUCCCAGUAAUGUGUUUAUGCAGAGAGAUUUUGAUGCAUUGAAAUUCUUAGAAAAAGACCUACUGUUGAAGAUCUGCAGUUCCGCUGAUGAAUGUCAGAAAUCACAGGUGGCAGAUGUUGUCUUCUUAGUGGAUGGUUCCUCCAGCAUUGCUGAAAAGGACUUUGAGAGCAUGAAGGAUUUCAUGAAUUUGGUGGUGAACAGCACACAAGUUGGGCAAGAUAAUGUCCGUUUUUGUAGCAUCGUCUACUCUGAUGCUCCUGAGAGCAAAUUUCCCCUUAACCUUUACAGUAGCAAACGAGAGGUUAACGAAGCUAUCGGUGGCAUUAAAGCUCCGGGUGGAAAUACCUACACAGCUAGGGCUCUGCAGUACUCGCUGGCCUACUUUGAUCAAACCAAUGGUGGCCGAGCUAAAAGAGGCAUCCCACAGAUGAUGUUUGUCAUCACAGAUGGUGAGGCCACAGACAAAGGUGAAUUACCCAAACGUGCUGAAGAGCUCCAGAACCAUGGAAUCAGUGUAUAUGGCAUUGGAGUGGCUGAGGCAAAAAUAAGUGAGCUAAAGGUCAUCACCAAAGAUGAGAAAAAGGUUUUCCAUGUUAAUGACUAUGAUGCUUUGAAAGCCCUGCACCAUAAAAUUUCCGCUGUGCUCUGCAACGACUCUAAACCAGAAUGUAAGAAAGAAGCAGCUGAUUUGGUCAUUCUGAUUGACGGGUCUGAAAGUAUCGACAAGGCAGAAUGGACGACAAUGAUGAACUUUAUGCUGCGUCUUGUUGACAAUCUUCGCAUUAGAGAAGACCUCAUCAGAGUCGGUGUGGCACAGUUCAGUACUGGAUACCAGAAGGAGUUCUAUUUGAAUGAAAAAAUGAACGCAAAGGAUGUGAAGGAUGCUAUUCGGGGCAUUGAGCAGCUGUCCGAAGGCACAAGAAUUGGAAAUGCUUUGUCGAAUGUGCACGAGUUCUUUGCACCAAGCAAGGGAAGCCGCAUAAAAAGUGGCAUUUCGCAGAACCUGCUGCUGAUCACUGAUGGAAAAUCAAAAGACACCGUCAAAGAGCCAGCUAAACGUCUGAGGGACAGGAACAUUGAGAUGUUUGUUAUUGGAAUAGGGCAUAUCUCACUGCCUCAGCUGAAUGACAUUGCUGGGUCAUCAAAAAGACUUUUUAUUGUGGACAACUUUGACACCCUGAAACUGAACAGAACAACCCAGGAGGUGAUUGAUAUUCUUUGCACAAAAGAGGAGCAAGAGGAGAGUCCAGAUUGCACUGUAGAUAUUGGUAUUGGAUUUGAUGUCUCCCGUGUCGGUACAAGCUCGCAAUCGCUCUUCAGUGGCCAGUCUAAGCUGCAGACAUACCUUCGUCAGAUUGCCAAACAAAUAUCUGUUCUGAACAACCUGUGCUGUCUCAAACAGCCCACUGUGGACACCAAAACAGCCUUCCGCCUGGUUGCUAGGAAUGGGAAUCUACUCUAUGAUACUGGCUUUGGGGAGUACAGUGAUGAUGUGAUAAACAAAAUAAUGGCACAGCAGAUUACUCAACCUUUGGCCUUCAACUCUCGGCUCCUGCAGUCUUUUCAAGAUAUGCUUAAGGCCUCUAAUGCUGGUGUAAAGGUAGUAAUCAUCUUCACAGAUGGCCUGGAUGAUUCUGUUGAAGUGCUUAUGCGUUCCUCAGAGGAACUCAGGAAAAGUGGAGUCCAUGCACUGCUGUUAGUAGCAUUGGAGGGAGUCCGGAGCACUACAGACCUGCAGAAGCUGGAGUUUGGACGAGGAUUCGACUACAAAGAGCCUCUCACUAUUGGCAUGCCGAAUGUGGCCAGUACCAUACACAAGCAGAUUGACACUGUAGCCUUGAGAGAGUGCUGUAAUGUGACGUGUAAAUGUACUGGCCAUGACGGUGUGCAAGGUCCUCGAGGACCUCCAGGAUAUAAGGGUCUUCCAGGACUGAAAGGACAUCCUGGAUAUCCUGGAGAAGAAGGAGGAAUGGGAGACAGAGGAACACCAGGUCUAAAUGGAACCCAAGGACAUCAGGGCUGCCCUGGAAGAAGAGGUCAAAAGGGUAACAGAGGCUACAGAGGUGAUAUGGGAGAAGCUGGAGAAGAUGGUGUGGAUGGAAUAAAUGGAGAACAGGGUGUGGCUGGAUCUGCAGGACCUAAAGGAGAGCCAGGGGAUCUGGGCAGCCCAGGUCAAAGCGGUUCCCCGGGAGAACCAGGUGUGCCAGGAGAAAAAGGACUUAGAGGAGAUCCAGGUGAGCCAGGUUUUGACAACAACAUCCGUGGUCCUAAAGGGGACGUUGGAAACCCAGGCCUACCGGGUGAGAUAGGGCAAGAUGGGAACCCAGGCAUACUUGGAGAAUCUGGCAAGCCUGGUCAAAAAGGUAGACGGGGUGAUGCAGGUCUGCUGGGUCUCAGAGGGCCUGCAGGAACACCAGGAUUGCAAGGGCUCCCUGGACCUACAGGGCCACAGGGGCCAAUUGGUCCUAAUGGUGUUCCAGGCCAGAAAGGAACGUUUGGUUUACCAGGACCACAGGGACGGCCUGGCAAUCCAGGAGGCAAAGGAUCUAAAGGAAAUAUAGGGUCUAGAGGGCAAAAGGGCCAGCUAGGCAACCCUGGAGAUGAGGGAUCAGAUGGACCACUGGGCCCCAGGGGACUUCCGGGAUCUGAUGGUCAAGAUGGAUAUGGAGUAAGAGGACCUAAAGGACAUAAGGGAGAUAUGGGCUUUCCUGGUUAUCCUGGACUUCAGGGUGAAGCAGGGGAUGGCGGGACACCUGGAGCUAAUGGCCGUAAAGGAAACAGGGGAAGAGGGGGAAAUUCAGGCAGGGCUGGAACACCAGGCGAUCCUGGCUCCGAAGGUCCCCCUGGUCACAGGGGGACUAAAGGACCACCUGGAAGCAGUGCAAUGUCUCCUUGUUCACUGAUCACCUUUGUGCGAGACAACUGUGAUUGCUGUAAAGCUAAUGCCACUUGCCCUGCCUACCCCACUGAACUUGUCAUUGGCUUGGACAUGUCUAAUGGUGUGACUGAGGAAGUGUUUCGAAGGAUGCGCAAUGCAGUUCUCUCUCUGCUUCAUGACAUCAACUUUGCUGAGAGCAACUGUCCCACUGGAGCCCGAGUAGCUGUGGUGUCUUACAGCUCCAACACCAAGUACCUCAUCCGCUUCUCUGACUAUCAGCGUAAAAAGGACCUGAUGGAAGCUGUAAAUAACAUUGCUCUGGAACGCACGACUAACCAGCGUAACAUUGGUGCAGCCAUGCUCUUUGUGGGCAGGAAUGUCUUUAAGCGUGUGCGACAGGGUGUACUGAUGAGGAAGGUGGCCAUCUUUUUAACUGCUGGACCCUCCCAGGAUCAGUCACCCAUUGUCACAGCUGUGUUGGAGUACAAGGCUCUGGACAUCAAUCUUGGUGUUAUUGCGUUUAGGAGUGCUGCUAAUGUUCGUCGUGCUUUUGAGGCUGAUGAGACAGGGAGCUUUAUUUUGGCUUUGGUGGAGAGACCACGCGACCAGAGUGCAGCAAUCGAGAGGAUCCAGAAUUGUGUUGUCUGCUUUGAUCCUUGCAGGCCUUCUCCAAUUUGUCCCGACAGCAGUGCAGCACUUGUUCCGAAAGAAGUGGACAUGGACCUGGCAUUGUUGGUAGAUGGUUCUCGGCUCAUUAAAGAAGAUGAGUAUAAGGAAGUGAAGCAGGUUCUGGCCACUGUGUUAGAUCAGCUUGCAGUGAGCCGCCAGCCUCGCUCAAAAGACAACCAGGCUAGGGUGGCUCUUUACCAGCAGAGCUCCACCUAUAGUGAGGCACAAGCACCAGUCAAGCAAAUAUUCAACUUCCAGCAGUACCGGGAUCGUAAGCUGAUGAAGCAGAGCAUCUUUCAAGACCUACAGAAGACCGGUGGAUCCUCUCAACUGGGCCAUGCUCUGGAUUUUGUAAUCACGAAGGGCCUUCUCACAGUCUCCCAGCCCCGUAAAUACAAAAUGUUGCUGGUUGUUGUUGGAGAGGAAACAGACUAUUAUGACCAAGACAUGCUAGACAUCAUGUCCAGAGCAGCAAAAUGUGAGGGCAUAGUGUCCCUCAUCUUCACAGUUGGGAAUCGUUUCAACAGCACUCAGGUAGAGGAGCUUGCUAGUAUUCCUGUAGCACAACACAUAGUCCACUUGAGCCAAGUGAAGCAGCAAGAGCAGGAGUAUGCCCAGCGCUUUCUGAGGACUUUCCUCCAGACUCUGAUCAAGUCAAUCAACGUCUACCAAACUCAACUGCUUAGAGGAGUGUGCGACGCUCUUCAGAGUGGCGUGGGUAAAGGCCAAGGCAAAGCUGAUGUCUAUGAGACUGUAGAAAGUCCUACCAUUGACUGGUAUCCUUUACCAACCACUGCUUACGCUGAGGAGGGAGAGGAGGAGGUGGUGGAGCAGGAGGAAGACACAAGUUAUAUCAGAGAGACAGGAACCCAUUUGACCCCAAGUCGUGGAGAUUUAGAUGCCCAGUGUUUGUUGGAUAAGGACACUGGCAUCGUGUGCAGAGACUAUGUGCAAAGGUGGUACUAUGAUAGUGCCCUUGAUGCAUGCUCAAUCUUCUGGUACGGCGGUUGCGGCGGUAACAACAACCGUUUUAGAACGGAAAUCGAAUGCAUGGAGACAUGUAGCACAAACAAUGUGUGUCUCCUGAAGAAUGAUCCAGGACCCUGCAGAGCUUACAUACUCAAAUGGUUCUAUAACACCGAGCUGAAUCGAUGCACUCAAUUCUGGUAUGGAGGAUGUGAGGGGAACAGCAACAGAUUUGACACAGUGGAGAAGUGUGAAGCCCGCUGUAUUACGCUGGACACUGUAUAGUGACUCUCCAAAAUACCACAAAAUCCUGUAAAAUAUUAGCAAGUUACCCUCCCACUUUUUCCUGUUAGCAUAGAAUGUAAUGACCCAAAAGCAUGUGAACGAUGCUUUCUUCAAAUGUCUCAUUGCACCCUAUUCGUUCAGGUCAACUGCAUCUAUACAUCAAAGUUUCCACCUUAUUAUGCCGUCCUUUACUGCAACUCUCAAGACAAAGUAUUUUAAAAUGCCAAGGUAAUGUAUUGUCAAUGGCAUUUUCAUGGCUGUAACACUGAACAUAUGCUGUAUUGCAAUCAAAUGAUGAGCUCUGAGUAGAGAGAAAUAUAUUUUUCCUGAAAGAAUGAAUACCUAAAGUUAUUGAUAAUGAAAUUCAGCAAGGUAUUUUUAUACCUGACAGAAUAUUAUGACUAAGGGCAGGAUUUCUUGGUGCUAUCACAUAAAAUAUUUUUAAUCUGUUUCACUGAGGGUAUGCACAUUAACUCGAGGUUACUACGUCGGUCUGUCUUUACUAUUUUGACCAUAUCAUUAGUAAGAGGGCACAUUUUAGAACAUCUGUUUUGUUCACACAGUGCAGCUGAUAAGCUUCAAAAUGCUCAACAUGAUCCUAAAGGUGCCAAUUCAGGACCAAAGUGAACCAUUUUGAACUUUAUCUUCACACUGUGCAGUUUACUGCUUUUAAUCAUUCAGUCUGUUCGUAUUUUGUACAAAUAAACCUGGGGACAUAAUUCACUCUUUGUGUCAAUGAAAAUGAA